Messenger RNA from Austrofundulus limnaeus, 2003 nucleotides. It is a transcript of the gene znhit2, whose product is annotated as zinc finger, HIT-type containing 2. The record is from RefSeq and is a predicted model, not a curated record. NCBI's taxonomy places the organism in Eukaryota, Metazoa, Chordata, Actinopteri, Cyprinodontiformes, Rivulidae. The transcript is spliced from 2 exons. The coding region runs from base 95 to 1834 and encodes 579 amino acids.
CGCGACUUGGAACAAACGCUGGUGUUUACGCGAAUGCAACAAGGUUAAAAUCUUGGACUCCACGCUUCGUACUUCGUGCUCUAUUCUCCCGCUAAUGAUGAAUCCAUUAAUUAGACGGAGCCUUCCCCCAUCCGUGAGGAGUCUUUUGACAGAUAUUAUUAGUUCAAAAGAGUUGCAGUGGACAGAGACAGAGGAGGAAACCACUACUGAUGGGAUUCUGUUGCCGUCCAGAGGAGCUGGGUCUGAACAAGAGGACUUUCUUUCUCCUGCAAAGACUGAAGAGGAGAAAGCUGCAGAGGAUGGGAGCGACAAGAGGAAGACUACAACAGUGUGCAUGCUGUGUGAAUGCAAACCCUCUAACUACACCUGUCCCCGGUGCAACCUCCACUACUGUGGCUUGGCUUGCUACCGGAGUCCAGACCACUCCGUGUGCUCAGAGGAGUUUUACAAGGAGUCUGUUCUGCGGGAGCUGAAAGACAUUGGGAAAACGGAGGCAGAGGGCAAAAAGAAAAUGCAAGAAAUUCUGCUGGGACUCCGCCAGAAAGCAGAGAUGACACAUGUGGGGAUGGAGCGUUUGUUGAGGGAAGUGGGCGUUGUGGGAGAUGACACAGAUGAGGGGGGAGUAGAGACAACAGAGAAGGUUCAGGCUUUGGAGCUCCUGUCCAGAUUAGCAGAACUUCAGCAGUCUGGAGAGGAGAACACAACAGAGAUUGAGGCUAUUUUGAGAAAACUUCAGGAGAUCGGAAGAGGGGAGACGCUGCCUGAAGUCUCUGAUGAGGAUGAUGAUGGUGCUGAAGGGGAGCUGAAUUUGGCGGAGCGAUUGUCAGGUCUGGAUACUGAUAAACUUUCAGAGGAGGAACUGUGGGGACUUCUGAGCAGUAAAGAGCAAGAGGAGUUUAUCAAUCUUAUGAAAGGUGGAGCUGUUGCAGAACUUGUUCCCCUGUGGAAGCCCUGGUGGGAAGAGCACGAGGAGGAUGGGAGAAAACUUGUGGAAGUGCUUGAGGAAGUGAGCAAACUAGAGAGUGAAGAUAUACCAGUUCUGAAUGGGAAUGAUGAUCAAGUCAAGGUAUCGCAAGAAAAAGGUCAAAAUCAGGGCAAGUCGGGUGUGAAAUUAAACCAGGUCAAAGGAAGAAGAAGAGAGAAAAUGAAGAAAGAAAGCUCAUCUUUGCAGAAAGUACCUCCAAUUUCUGCAAAAAUUCCAACUUUAAGUUCAUUAUGUUCAAAUCCGUCUCCUCUGGUUCGUUACGGCUUAGUCAAUGCGCUUUACAGCUACGCAUUUUCCUUGAGCCUGUUUAAUGGUGACACUGAUUCACUGAUGUUUGAGUUCUGUGACAUGACUCUGGCUCUGUCUGAGGCGCUCAGCUCAAACAAGGUGUUCAACUCCGUCCAAGAGGCCUUAGACCACGGAGAAUCUCUCAUUAGACGUGGAGGUUACCUUGACAGAGAGGAUCCUCUUGCUCCAGCCAGGGCAGUGGAAGCUGUGGCUCACAUCAUGACUGGCAGGGAACGACAGGAUGCCACAGCAUACUGCUUGGCAGCUUUGAGUCAGCUGCGCAGUGUCCUUUCGAAGGCCAGAACAAGCCUACCCAAAGAGGGAGAUGAAGGAGCAAGGAGGCAAAGGUACUUCCUGGCGAGCAAGAAGUGUGAAUUCUUUCAAGCCUGGGUGCUGGUUAAUUCACAGUGGAUUCACAGACUUGCUAUUGAACUGUGGAAUGAACACAGUAAAAAAGAAAGUGCCAGGAACAGUGUUAAGAAAGUAACGACUGUAGUUAAAGAAAGUUUGACAAAGGAGAAAAGAAAAGGAAAUCAUAAGCUGAUUGAAGAACUGAGCUAAUAAAAAUCCUAAACAUAUUUGUGUUUUUAAAGUAAUGAAACACAUAAAACCCUAAAUGCUGUUCUGUUAUGACAUAUUCUUUAGUUGUUUUUUUUUUGCUCCUAUUGCUUAAGUAUUGUUAAGGAAUUUUUCUUUUACAAAUUAAAUAAAGUUUUCCACAAUAAUAAAA